CCCAAAAAGACGCAAGUUUGCGCGUUAACUGCUAAAAAAACACCAUUUGUCGUAUCUCCACGAUUCGAGAACAUUCCGUUAGCCGCCACAGCUAGUAUCGGAAUACUUGGCGUCGAUGUUUCGAGCCUCGUUCAGUUCCGCGGUCAAUUGGAAGGCAAAGCCAAAUUGGCAUCAAAAAAGCUCGGUGUGCUCAGCAAGGCAAGACAGUAUUUCACGUCGGCCCAUCGUCUAAGACUAUACAAGGCGCAAAUUCGGCCUCACAUGGAAUACUGCUCUCACCUCUGGGCGGGUGCUCCCCAGUACCAGCUCCUUCCAUUUGACCGUAUCCAACGUAGAGCGGCUCGAAUUAUCGACGAUCAAGCCCUUUCCGAUCUGCUUGAUCCUUUGGCUUUGCGUAGAGAUGUUGGAUCGCUCUGCAUCUUCUACAGAAUUUAUCACGGGGAAUGUUCCGAGGAAUUGUUCGGAUUAAUCCCGGCUGCUGAAUUUCACCUUCGGACAUCUCGUCAAAAUUCCAAAUAUCACCCGCACCACCUAGAUGUCCGAAAAUCCACAACAGCGCGAUUUUUAAUACAUUUUCUGCCUCGCACAACCACUCUGUGGAACCAACUUUCGCCGACGGUUUUUCCGAACCGAUACGACUUGGGAACCUUCAAGAAAAGAGCGUACUCUUUCCUGAAAGGCCGGCAACGCACCUGCAAGCCCCCCGGUGUUGCAGAUGUCCAUGGGCGGUGGUAGUCACUUUCCAUCAGGUGAGCCUCCUGCUCGUUUGCCAUCUAUGACAUAAAA
This is a messenger RNA of Vanessa tameamea, 786 nucleotides long. RefSeq lists its product as uncharacterized. NCBI's taxonomy places the organism in Eukaryota, Metazoa, Arthropoda, Insecta, Lepidoptera, Nymphalidae. The annotation marks the transcript as partial. The transcript has a single exon. The record is from RefSeq and is a predicted model, not a curated record.